AUGGCCGUCGUCGAUGCCUACUGGGCCGCCCCGCCCAUUGCCAGGACGGUUGCCACCAUGGUAUUCGCCUGCUCCGUCGCGGUCUAUACGGGUAUGAUCUCGUCGGGGCCGUUCUGGUUUCACUACAGCCACCUCUGGCAGCUCCCGCCCGCCCUCCAUCGACUUGUGCUCCCCUUCUUCCUCACAGGGCCGAACCUCGGGGUACUCUUCGAUACAUACUUUGUCUUCUCGUACUUGAGUACUCUGGAAAAGAGCAACUCCAAGUUCUCGAGGAAGGAGGACCUGAUAUGGUACCUGAUGGUUGUCGGCUCGGUCAUCAUUAUCUUGAAUCAGGUCUUUACCGGCAUCACCUUCGCAUACCUUACUGGGCUCCUGAUUGCCAUGUGCUACACAGCCACGCAAGACCAGAGGGGCCAAACGGCGCAUUUUUACGUCGUUACGAUUCCUGCGCAGUUGAUGCCAGCUUGCCUGCUAUUGGUCACCCUCCUGACGGCGGGCAUGUCACACUUUCUGAUCGGCGUCACUGGUCUGGUUGCUGCGCAUUUCCACGACUUCUGCACGCGAAUCUACCCCGAGUUUGGGAACGGACCUAAUCUGCUGCCCACACCUUGGUUUAUUUCCUGGAUCAUGACCACUCCCCGUAUACAGAACACUCUGUACGGGUCCACGUAUGUGCCUCCCAAGGACAAGCAGCCACGAAGCGGACCGUUGCCCGACUCGUGGAGAAGUGCUGGUCCUGGCCGACGAUUGGGUUAA
Molecule: messenger RNA, 756 nt
Organism: Neoarthrinium moseri
Lineage: Eukaryota; Fungi; Ascomycota; Sordariomycetes; Amphisphaeriales; Apiosporaceae
Exons: 3
Coding region: 1-756 (251 amino acids)
Biological process (GO): endoplasmic reticulum unfolded protein response
Cellular component (GO): Hrd1p ubiquitin ligase ERAD-L complex; endoplasmic reticulum membrane
Molecular function (GO): misfolded protein binding; ubiquitin-specific protease binding
Source: RefSeq, a predicted model, not a curated record